AUGCAUUUCAAACGUUUUGUGAUUUUUUGGGAUAUCACUGAUCAAUUCUUGAUAGAUCUCAAAGACUUAUUCUCCAAAUCAACCAACUUCGAGUCAUGCACUGUCGAACCAGAUGAAGGCGACAACUAUUCUGAGUACCUCGAAUCGUUCUGUGAAAAAGUGGAAUCUGGAGAAGAAGUCAUCUACCGCUACAAGAUUCCUGACGAUUCGAACAAGGUUUUGGAGUUUAAAGUAGACUAUAAUCGAAUUGUUAUUGAGAAGAAGAAUUUCUGA
Messenger RNA from Caenorhabditis remanei, 273 nucleotides. RefSeq lists its product as uncharacterized. The record is from RefSeq and is a predicted model, not a curated record. Bases 1 to 273 code for a protein of 90 amino acids. The transcript is spliced from 2 exons. NCBI's taxonomy places the organism in Eukaryota, Metazoa, Nematoda, Chromadorea, Rhabditida, Rhabditidae.